AUGGGCCUCAUUGGCAUGUCAGCUCCAAUAUUUUUCUCCACUCCCUUUGUCCUGGUACCGGAUAGGUCCUUGACAGUCGAGCUAUUUUCUCAGAUAGUCGAGGAGCAAAACCCCCAAACUGCUUCUGAAAUUGGCGAUCAUGUUGCCGGACUCACUCACCUGCAAAUCUCCUUCGGAUCCAGCGAAUGUGGAAUGUUUGGGUUAUUGAAAACCGAAGAGAAAGAGGAUUGGAGCUACUUUCAACCAAACCCCAACGCCGGAAUAAUCAUGCAAGACGCUGGUGAUGGUCUUUUUGAACUUGUGGUCAAUCGUGCGGAGGGCCGUGUCGCCCAAGGCGCUUUCCAUACUUCCCCAGAUCAACAGGAGUACCGAACCGGAGAUUUCUUCGUUUGCCAUCCUCAGAAAGGUAAUCUGUGGCAUUAUUCUGGUCGACGAGAUGAUCUUAUAGUUCUCAGUAAUGGAGAAAAGUUCAACCCUACAACUAUGGAAAAGAUCAUUUAUGGACAUCAUAUUGUCAACCGAGCUAUAGUCCUUGGCCAAAGUCGCUUCCAGCCUUCCGUUCUGAUUGAACCUGAUUGGAGUAUAUGGUCUAGCGAGCCAACUGAGCUCAUAAAUGAGGUUUGGUCGACAAUUGAACAGGCUAAUCGAACAGCUCCUGGCCAUGCGCAGUUGAUAAAAAGUCAUGUCGCUAUUUCUUUGCAAUCCAAGCCAUUCCAGCUUACCCCGAAGGGCACUGUAAGGCGACAUCCCACUCUGGCAGACUACGAAGAAGAGAUCAACAAUAUUUACGAAAGGGUUGAUCUACCAGAUGUUGCGCAACUCACCCAAGACGCUACCAAGUCAGAUAUCACGGCGCAUAUUACAGUAAUAAUAUCCGGCAUUUCGCCUGUUCCUAUCAUCGAUGAAAACGCAGAUAUUUUUGCAUUGGGAAUUGACUCACUUCAAACUCUUAAUCUUGGACAAAGUCUUCGGGCGUCCCUCCAGUCCGUGGAAGGUGACUUUGGAGCAGCAUUUGAUAACCCGCAGCUAUACUCUCGACCAACAGUUCAUCAACUGAGUGAAUAUGUCUAUGGUUUACUCCAAGGUCAGGAUCCAAGUCCGCUGGACGAAAUUGCAGAAAGCGAUCUUGAUCGUGAAGCAAGACUUGCAAACUUGGUUGGAAAAUAUACAGACGAUCUUGGAGAAAGCCAUGCUGUCCUUCUUACUGGUUCUACCAGAUCCCUGGGGGUAUACCUGUUGUCAGAGCUUCUCUGUGAUCUCACAGUCACUAAGAUUUACUGUCUCAACAGAUCGGUAGACGCAGGAGAAAGACAACUACAAAGUCUGCAAGAGAAGGGACUUGCCUUUUUCAAGCAAUUCCCAUAG
This is a messenger RNA of Penicillium angulare, 1365 nucleotides long. RefSeq names its product acyl carrier protein. The coding region runs from base 1 to 1365 and encodes 454 amino acids. The transcript has 2 exons. Lineage: Eukaryota; Fungi; Ascomycota; Eurotiomycetes; Eurotiales; Aspergillaceae. The record is from RefSeq and is a predicted model, not a curated record.